This is a messenger RNA of Bactrocera dorsalis (oriental fruit fly), 3365 nucleotides long. RefSeq names its product leishmanolysin-like peptidase. Bases 1 to 831 code for a protein of 276 amino acids. NCBI's taxonomy places the organism in Eukaryota, Metazoa, Arthropoda, Insecta, Diptera, Tephritidae. The record is from RefSeq and is a predicted model, not a curated record. Gene Ontology annotation, cellular component: membrane; cytoplasm. Gene Ontology annotation, biological process: proteolysis; cell adhesion. Gene Ontology annotation, molecular function: metalloendopeptidase activity. The transcript has 5 exons.
AUGUUUACUGAUACCUCAGUUAACUUCUCCAUAGAGAGUACGAGUAACGAACGGGAUAAUUGGUUGCGAGGCCGUUCAAUUCACCCAUUUUGCUCGAAAGUAAAACAGGAUCCCUUACAAACAGAAUGCACCGACGAUCGCAAUUCAGUGGCAUUGUGCAAUUUAAUACGACACGAUUACGAGUUGCCAAAGAAAUAUCAGAAUUUCGAUAGCAUAAAUCAUGUGAAGAGCGGCGAAGAAGGCUACUACGGCGGUUCGGUAUCACUGGCCGAUCAUUGUCCCUAUAUACAAGAAUUUACAUGGCGCAGCAAAAACGUAAUUGUACGCGGUUCGCAUUGCCGCUUUGUCGAGAAUAAUCCAAAGCCUGAAAAGAACUUUGCGCUGGAGAGCUACGGCAUUGGUUCAAAGUGUUUUGAUCACAGUGACUUUAUGUGGGAAGAGCGCUCGUGUCAUCAGACUCGCGAAUGGCAACACUGGGGCUCAGGUUGCUACAAAUACGAAUGCUCCGACGGGCGUUUGCAUAUUUUAGUGGCGAAUUACACAUACACUUGCUUCUAUCCCGGUCAGACGCUUUCAAUACGCAUCAAUGCGAACGAUUGGCUGCAUCGUGGCGCGAUCAUUUGUCCACCAUGUCAUGAGCUUUGUGGUGAAGUAUUCGCUGAAAGAGGGGAGGAGUGUCGUAUGCGCGAGGAAGCGCCACCGGCUAAUAAGUAUCCGCGUGAUACAUUGACGUGUGCGGCGUGUGCAAGUGCGGCUUUCUGCCGAAUAUUAUUGUUUGUUGCCAUAAUUGCUGCAUUUAGUUGGCGUCGUACACAUGUUUUUAUAGGCUAAUAUUUUUUUUUUUGGGUUAAAACAUUAUUUCACACAUUUUUUUGUUUUGUUCUUCUGUGGUUAUACCAUAUAAUAUAUUAUAUGUAACGAUAUGUCCUUAUUGCAUAAACUAUAAUGUAUAUAGUAACUAUAUAAUUCAACUAAAAUUAAGUAAAUGUGUUAUAAGAUGAUUGUAAGCAUGUUAAAGCGUAUUCAUAAGCUAAAAUUUUUACAUUAGUUUCUUGUUAUUAAGUAUACUUAUGUAAUGUGAAAUACUGGUAGUUCAUACGCCAAGUAUGUCAACUGGCAGUAGUUGAACAAAUUAGAUAAUUUUUUCGAAAUUAUGUAACAAAAAUUAAUAUAAUGCAUUUUAAAAAAAGCUAAAGACUGAGCUCACCAUAUUGGGUACUCAAACAUAAUUAUUGCCACUAAUUGGCAUGCAGUAAUAUGCAACGGAUUAACUCUUAAUUAAUUUGGAACUAGAGCGAAUCGGAUUUAGUUAUUGCUUCGAUUAAGUGAUUAUCGAUUUUCAGAAAUCUAAUAAUUUAAAUGCUAUUAUUGAAUUUAUUUUUUGUGAUAAAUUCUGUGCCGACGUGGCAUUAGAAAAGGGGUUUACACAUCCCGAGAUAUCGAGAUGAGAAUUAUAACUAUCAUUUAAUGCUAUAUGUUUAUACCUAACUACUUUAAGUUUGCAUAAUAUAUAGAGUAUAUAUAAGCGACGAGAAGUGUAGCCAUAAACAUGCUUGGUUAUUGGUAUAUUAUAUUUUCUUAUAUUAAUAGCUUGUACCAACAAUUACUUAGCAUUUAAUCUUUGUCGGCACAGAGUUAUCUGCGUUUGUGUAUUAAUUAAAAAUGCACAAAAUCACUAAAGUUUGUGCAAGAGCUUGUGAAAUGGGCGCUUAAUAUUAUAAUGUUGUUAUUAAAAAAGCAAUUAAGCAAUAUUUAUUGUCAAUGUUAUGUACAACAGAAGAAGAGUUUAGACAAUAAUUGCUUUUAUGAAAUUAUUUCUAUAAGUUUAGGAAUAUCUAAGGAUUUUUCAUACAAUUUCGCCUACAUUCGUAGUGUCCCAAGUAAAUCUACUGUUUCUUUGAUUGGACUGCUUGGAGCGAAAUCUCAUAUGGGUUUCCUUUGUUCCGUGCUCCGUAUUUGUAAAGUCUUUAUAGUUAGUUACUUACUCCUAUGGAUAUCAUGUGGCUGAGAGUCCUCAAAAUAAAAAAAUACAAAAGUACAGCCGAGUUGACAGUCUAUCAUCUAAAAAAAGUUCGUUACUGCUGCAACUACGUAUUGUAAGUACAAAAGAUAUGGGAAACCCUUUGUGGUUAUAUAUCGAUCUGAAAUAUAGCAAACAUCUUUCACAGAAGGCGUUUAUUUGCCGGAACCGCCUAUAUUGGACCGUCAUAUAAAUUAAUUGAUCAAAAUAAAGUUCUUGUAUGAAAGAAAUUGUUUAGUUGCCGAAAUCGCCUGAAUCGGACCAAUUUAGCAAAUACCUUUCAUACAAAUAGACCGAUAAAAAAAUCGUUGUAGGAAAAACUUUUUAUUUGAAAAUAUUUCCUUACGAAAUUUCGCAUAGAAGGAAAUUCUACAUUCUACGAAGAAAUUAUUCAGAUCGUACCACUAUAGGAUAAGCUGCCAUAGAAACUGAUCGAUGGUACUCAAGUCUUUUACGGAUAAACAUUUUUUACAUUUUUCUAUUAUUUUCCAAGGCACCUCUACAAUUUCGGAACAAAUUUUUCAAAAGGGUAUUAUGGCUUCGUCGCAGUCAAAUUUAACGUUUUCUCUUGUUUAAAUUGCAAUCCUCGCACGGUUUUUGCAUAAUUACAUAUAAUCUCAUUAUUUGAUAAUAAAUUCUUAAGACAUUAAUAACAACCCUGGAAUUCCAAAGCAACUAUGAAAGUCCAUAUAUUACCAUAUAUUGUUUAAUUGCUUUUUUAUUUCACAUAUGUAUAUAUUCGAGUAAAAUGAAAACGAUUAAAUACAAUAACUUUUCUGCCAACAAGCACUUUGACGAACUACUAUACUCACGUAUAAAAUAUAUUUAUAUACAUACAUACAUAUAUGUAUAUAUACCACGGCAUUACUCAUAGUUACUCUACAUACAUACUAUAAUUCAAAAUGUGAUUUAUUAUUAUACAUAUAUAAAUUUUUAGACGAAACAUUACUUUAAAGGCUUGUUGAAAUUGAAUACCAUACAUUCCCGUUAUAUUAUGUUCCCCACAAGGACUUGGCCUACAUAUGUCUCUGUGUAAAAUAAGACUACUGUUUUGAGGCAACUAUAUAUGAACAUACAUACCUACAUUUGUGGUAUGCAAACCUUAUAUGCUCAGUAUAAUUGUAUGCAUAUGUAAUGCAUUUUAAACGCCUAAUUAUAGGCUCAAUACUUUAGUGUAAUAAAAUAUAUAAUUCGAUGUCCGAAUGUGUGCAUAAACAUAUAAAUAACAUGAAUAAAUAGACAUAUUUUAGCGAUACAAAUUAAGGGUGCCACAUACAGGUUUUAAAGUUAUCAUUAACUAUAUUUAAGCGAUCACGAAUUUUAAUGAAAUACAUACAUAUAAAUA